Molecule: messenger RNA, 1367 nt
Organism: Schistocerca americana (American grasshopper)
Lineage: Eukaryota; Metazoa; Arthropoda; Insecta; Orthoptera; Acrididae
Gene: SmD3
Product: small nuclear ribonucleoprotein Sm D3
Exons: 2
Coding region: 139-561 (140 amino acids)
Biological process (GO): RNA processing; spliceosomal snRNP assembly
Cellular component (GO): catalytic step 2 spliceosome; U2 snRNP; U4 snRNP
Molecular function (GO): RNA binding
Source: RefSeq, a predicted model, not a curated record
GUAGACAUUUUGUCCGUUGGUACGGCUUGCCGGCGUCGAAAUAGGUAGCAGGGUUUGUGUUGUAUGUUUGUGCGAGGUUCAGUUUGUUAACAAGUCAAUAACGUAUCGUGCAGUGAAGUCUCGAUUUAUUACGUGAAAAUGUCCAUUGGUGUUCCUAUAAAAGUUCUGCACGAAGCAGAAGGUCAUAUUGUAACAUGUGAAACGAAUACUGGUGAAGUUUACCGAGGGAAGUUGAUUGAAGCGGAAGACAAUAUGAAUUGCCAGAUGACAAAUAUAACAGUAACAUACAGAGAUGGCAGAGUUGCCCAACUAGAAAAUGUCUACAUUAGAGGAUCAAAAAUUAGAUUUUUGAUAUUGCCAGAUAUGUUAAAGAACGCUCCGAUGUUUAAAAGACAAGGUAACAAAGGGACUGGAGGUGCUGGGAGAGGAAAAUCGGCGAUUUUGCGAGCUCAGGCUGCUCGUGGAAGAGGACGCGGGACACGUGGAAGGGGUGCAUCAUCAUGGGGUGGUGGUGGUUCUGGUGGAGGCGGUGGCUCAAGCGGCAGGCGAGAUAGACCAUGAGGCACUCGUAAUAACACAGGAGUGCCCUGGUAGAAACAUACCACAUGUGUUACAGCGGUCGUGGAACUUUCCGCAAUAUUGUGUCAUUAAAGUUGACUCUCUUUGUACGUUUCUAUUAGUCACUACUGUAACUGUUGCUUCAAUGUUUCUAUGCAUAGGUAUAGUGUUAAGCGUGUGUGUAUGUGUGUGUGUGUGUUUUCCAAUAUAAGGUAGUGAUUAAUUUGUGUAAUUCACUAUUCAGUGUGUGUUAAAGAGGGCACUGCCGUGAAAAAAAUGCGAAUCUUCCUUGUUUAUCUGUAUUCUGAUGACUUCCCUUAAGGGCUAUGUAUUUCACACAAUUACUUAAAAAUAAUUUUGUUUUGAGGUGUUCUAAUAUUUUUUUUUUUUUUUUUUUUUCGGUACAAAAGGAAAAACCACAAAGUUUAGUGACACUUGUACAUUUGAGUUGUGGAGGUCAGUUUUCAAUUAGUAGAAGUACUUGUAGCAGUUUUCAUUCAAUGACCCACUCUACACAAAUACAUUCUUAAAAUUUUGUAUCUAAAAUCAAUUUUGUGAUUUUACUGUGUGUGAUGAAUAUUAUGUAUGCCACACAUUAUGUCCAGUGUUAUACAUAAAAUGCUGUAACAUGAUUUUGGCCUGUUGCUUUUGUCUAUUCUGUAUACAGUUUGAUUUGCAGUAUCUGUAAUUAUUUAACUGCUGACAGUUUAUUGUGCCAGUGGUUGUCGCUCCUGUUGGUCUUAUGAAUUUAUCUUGCUGUUUUAAUUUGUAUGAUUAAAAUAUGUAAAAUAUAAAGUACAAACAUUGAA